Molecule: messenger RNA, 1880 nt
Organism: Tripterygium wilfordii
Lineage: Eukaryota; Viridiplantae; Streptophyta; Magnoliopsida; Celastrales; Celastraceae
Product: CBL-interacting serine/threonine-protein kinase 21-like
Exons: 15
Coding region: 90-1394 (434 amino acids)
Biological process (GO): protein phosphorylation; signal transduction
Molecular function (GO): protein kinase activity; ATP binding
Source: RefSeq, a predicted model, not a curated record
GCAAAAACUACAGACAGACAAACAAGCUGAGCGUUAGCGCAAACCACAAAAAGGACAUUCAGAAUCAACAGCUCUUUUUUCAUUACAGAAUGGGAUUUGAAAACAAUAUAGGGAAGUACCGUUUGGGACAAACCAUCGGAGAAGGUACCUUUGCCAAGGUUAAGCUGGCCGUGGAUACUACAAAUGGCAGUAAGGUUGCAGUCAAGAUCAUUGACAAGCAGAUGGUUGUGGAAAGCAAUCUCAAGUAUCAGGUGAAAAGAGAGAUAAGAAACAUGAAACUGCUGCAUCACCCCAACAUCGUACGGAUAUACGAGGUGAUUGGUACAAAGACAAAAAUUUAUCUUGUAAUGGAAUAUGUACCUGGAGGACAACUUUCAGAUAAAUUGUCUUACAUCAAGAAAUUAGGUGAAUCCGAAGCUAGGAAAAUUUUCCAUCAACUAAUUGAUGCUGUAGAUUAUUGUCAUAGCAGAGGAGUAUAUCACAGAGAUCUAAAGCCAGAAAAUGUGCUAUUAGAUAGCAAGGGAAAUAUAAAAGUAUCCGAUUUUGGACUAAGCACAUUGAGGAAGCCAGGAGAUAUACUAACUACAACAUGCGGAUCUCCAUGCUAUGUAGCACCUGAGCUUCUUGCUAAUAAGGGCUAUGAUGGAGCCGCAGCAGAUGUUUGGUCUUGUGGAGUAAUCCUUUAUGAACUACUAGCAUGUUAUCUACCAUUUGAUGACAAUAACCUUAUGAUAUUGUACAAGAAGAUAUCUGGAGCAGAAUAUGCAUUUCCACAAUGGUUUACGGAAAGUGAAAAGAGGCUAAUCUCCAGGAUACUUUGCCCAAAUCCUAAAAAGCGGGUAACUAUUCCAGAAAUCAUUGAUGAUAAAUGGUUUCAGAAAGAUUACGUACCUUCUUGCGGAUAUGAAUGCACUGAGAAAGUCCAGUUGGAUGAUGUGAAUGCUGCUUUAGAUUCAAUAGAGGAGAAUGGAAAGGAGACAAACAUGACCAAGUCCUCAUAUUUCAUCAACGCUUUCCAAUUGAUUGCAAUGUCACAAGUCCUUGAUUUAUCCGGUCUUUUCGAAGAGCAGGAUAAGAAGCAACUGACAAGACUAGGCUCCAAGCAUACAGUCAAUGAGACCAUCAAGAAAAUAGAAGCUGCAGCAAUGGAUGUGAGUUUAGCAGUUGAACGGAUGAAUAAUUUCAAGGCUAAUAGAUUAUCAGCAUCAUAUCAGAUGAAAAUGCUUCCAAAACAAAGAAUGACUAGAUGUUCCAGAUCAUAUUUUGACCUAUCAGCGAAGGUAAUUGAGGUUUCUCCCAAUAAUUGUGUCGUGGAAAUAUCAAAAUCAGCAGGGGAGCUAAGAGUGUACAAAGAGUUCUGCUCAAGCCUAUCAAGUUUACUGAAAGACAUAUAGAAGUUUCAUUGCACAUUAAGGAGUCCAAUGAAAUCAGCAUAGAGGACAAAAGUAUACAAGAAAGUGUCAGGUAAAUAGCCCAGAAGAUAAAUGCAAAAAAAUAGCAAGGAUAGAGGCUAUUUGUCCUCUUGAUCAUUGCCGUAGCCUGGCUUUAUCUCAAUAUUCCUCACCUGCGGUUCCCCGGUGGAAUCUGAAGGAAUGUUAAAAGCACAUUUAAUCAACAAGUACAGGAACAAAGUGAAUCAUGAAAAUGAUUGCUGAUUGCUGGACUAAUGUACCAUUAGUUCAUAGAUAUACGUUUGGUUCAGAUGCAAUUAUUGGUUUAAGGUUUUUUGCUUCCUUUCAUUUUUCACCUCCCUUUUAACUCUAUGCCAUCUUCAACAUGUACAUUGAGGUUAGGCUUUUAUAUUAAUUUUCACUGCAGAAUCAAUAGCUCAGAAGCAAGUUUCCUCAGGUGCCUCAUUAUGCACCGUUUCAUUCUGGCUU